GUAGCAGGGAAAAAGAGGAGGAAACGGAGGGGGAAACGUGUCGGAUUAUCCGUGGUCGGCCUGAUCGGACCUAGAAAGACGACUGUUCUAAGGUUUCCGCGUCGGCUGUAGGAAGCCAGCCCGUGGACUGGCUCGUGUCUGUCAGAGUGAGACAGAAAAUAUCCGUGGAUCGUCGCUGUGGAUCGUUAAACGUCGGGAAAUCGACUCGUACCACUCCUACCGGCUCUGUCUAACCCCCUUCUGCCGAGGAUGGAUCGGAACGAGAGCGCAAACGAGGGCGGAAGCUCGCCGGACACGGUGAUCGCGCGCUCCUCGUCCGAAGAGGAGCGGAACAGGUUCGCGUGUAGCACUUCCGGCGAGUACGUGACCGUGGGCGACAGCAGUUCUAGCUUGGACACGGUGACCAACGCCGCUGGGACGACGGGCGUCGCGGCGACCGAUCCAUCGGCCGUCGAGGACAAGAAGAGGGGCAGAUUCGGCGCAUUGAAGAGCAGCUUUCGCAAAGAGGGAGGACUGUUCAAAAUUCGGAGGAAGGACAGACAGCCGGGCGAGCCGGCUGCCGAGCCUGAGCCGGAUGUCGAGGAAAAAGAAACGGGUCGCAAGCGGAGCCCGGUGGAGGAGGACGAGCGCAAGGCUGGCGGCGCUGCGUCGUCGACCUUGAAGAAAAAGAAGAAGAAGUCGCACUCGUUGGUGCGCAAGCUGAGCUUGAACAAAUUUCGCCUGUCGACGGAACAAGAGCCGAGACACACGCCCGAAGGUGGUGACAGCAGCCGGUCCCAAAGCCAAUCGUCGCAGGAGUCGCCUAGUCUCUCGGACAGCCCGUCCAGGAUCGCGAGGAAGGGGCAGGAGACCGAGAGGCUUGGCCAUCGCGACGAUUACGAGGCCGACGAGCGACGGGACGCCCCGUACGACGCCGACAGGGAGAAGGGAGAGUCGAGGAAAUCGGAGAAGCCGACGGAGAAACUGGUGAGCACCGUGACCGUAGUGCAGCGCAGGUCGCCGUCGUUGACCAUCAGGAGCUUUUCCACGAAGACCCAGUACGAUAUCCAGUCAGCUGAGAAGUCUCCUCGGCCGGAAGCGCUGUGCAGCUCCACGCUUCCGUACGCCAUCUCGAAAUGGCCGGAGCAGAAGGCCUCGAAAUCAUUCUCGAACGAUUCGUAUAGGAAGUCCAAGUUGAACACCAAGUCCGAAUCCGAGUCAGGCAUAUCGAAAUCCUCGCCGCGCGAGGUCAGACGGAAGCUGUCGUUGCUGGAAGAGAAACGGGCUAUAUUCCAGCGUCGUUUGUUCGAGAGUACUCGAAACUCGGAUUCCAGGGAAACGGUGAUCGCAGUGUCCGUCGACGACGAAGAGAAGGGGCAGGGGAACGAGGACAACUGGGACGGUGGGACCAAGAAGAAGGCCAGGCACAUCAGCGUGAAGAAGUUCGACACGUUUUCGACGUUCGAGGGCACGUUCGACGAGGAAACUGGUGUUGGUUACCUGGCCGGUAUCGAGGAGGAUUACACCGAGAGCUACGACAGGAAGCACGAUAGUUACGUGGACACCAUGGGGCCCAUGCUGGCCGACAUCGCGGACAAGAGCAAGGUCGUCAGCCAGGACAGCAUGUCGUCACAGAACAAUGCACCGAAUGCCGGAUUAGGCGAGAAACGAGAGCACUUGUAUAAAAUCCUGGUGAUCGGCGAGCUCGGCGCCGGAAAGACGUCCAUCAUCAAGAGAUACGUCCAUCAAUUCUUCUCGCAGCAUUAUCGCGCGACCAUUGGCGUUGACUUUGCGCUGAAAGUGUUGAACUGGGACCCGCACACGAUUAUAAGGUUGCAGCUAUGGGAUAUCGCAGGUCAAGAGAGGUUUGGGAAUAUGACGAGAGUAUACUACAAAGAGGCCGUGGGCGCGUUCAUAGUGUUCGACGUGACGAGAAGCGCCACCUUGGACGCGGUGGUAAAAUGGAAGCAAGAUUUGGACUCGAAAGUUCAACUUCCUGACGGCUCACCAAUCCCGUGCGUUCUUCUGGCGAACAAGUGUGACCAACAGAAGGAGGGCCUAGUGAAUUCGCCGACGAAAAUGGACGAAUAUUGCAAGGAGAAAAAUUUUGCUGGAUGGUUCGAGACUUCGGCCAAGGAGAACAUUAACAUUGAGGAGGCUGCACGAUUUCUUGUUAAUAAAAUACUUCAAAAUGAUCAGUUGAUGAAGGGGAACGGCUCUCAGGAACAGAAUGAUGGCGAGCGUUUCGCGUUGAAUCAGUCGCCGACCAGUUCAAAGAAAUCCUGCUCCUGCUGACGAAUCGGUAAUCCACCGAUAGCAGGAUCGUCCGGUCCGUUAUCGUCGUCCUGCCAUCACCGUGUAGCUGUCGGUGCCAUGACACGAGAGUCCCGAUCCGCUAGUUCCACGUCGACUAUCCUCGUCGUUGGAUCUCGUCUGGAUCGUGUAACUAACGUCCCACUCAUGAAACGAACCUUAAUGGCGACUAUUCCACCGACCAGAGUCAUUAAUCGUCUCACGACUGGUAUCGUCUGUGGGAUUUCGACUCUUCCUCGUAUAUUGUUAACUGUCGCUGGCUGAGAACUCACGUGAAAUCGAUCGUCGUUCUUGCACUUGCCGUUUGUAUAUACACACACAUGUUUGUUGAGAGAUAGGUUAGCUACACUAGUGGAGGUGGAGCUUGGAAUGCUGAACAGAGGUGGAGAAUGGUGUACUUUAGAUGACUAGGAUGUUGGUUCUUGUAAUUGAUAAUUGAUUAGUUAGUUUGGUCUGAAAUUUGUAGUGUGGAUACAUAGACAUUUGAUAGGGAAAUUAGAUAGACCAGGAGGUGGGUAAAUAUUGAUGGUGUUCAUGACUGAAUGUGUUACUCAAUCAC
Molecule: messenger RNA, 2851 nt
Organism: Eufriesea mexicana
Lineage: Eukaryota; Metazoa; Arthropoda; Insecta; Hymenoptera; Apidae
Gene: Rab32
Product: RAS oncogene family member Rab32
Exons: 6
Coding region: 250-2274 (674 amino acids)
Biological process (GO): phagosome-lysosome fusion; endosome to lysosome transport
Cellular component (GO): lysosome; trans-Golgi network; late endosome
Molecular function (GO): GTPase activity; GTP binding
Source: RefSeq, a predicted model, not a curated record